Molecule: messenger RNA, 12711 nt
Organism: Porites evermanni
Lineage: Eukaryota; Metazoa; Cnidaria; Anthozoa; Scleractinia; Poritidae
Source: the annotation of a GenBank genome assembly
GAGCUUUACGGAAAAGAUUUGUUCGGUAAGUAUCGAUAACGAACGUCAUUCAUUCGUUCAUUAUUUUUCUUAUUUUGGGUUUUAUUUAUUUAUUUUUUGGUUGUCUGAUUGAAAUAGAUAAUUCUCAAGACACCUUUUCAGUAACAUCUAGGGGGUACCCCUUUAAUCUUGAGAGGCAGUCCGGGAAAUCGGGUUGGGGUGUGCUGUUUUUUUUAUCUAAAAAUACUAAAAUGAUAUGUGAUUUUCCCUUCCCUGAUUCCCAUCCCCUGAUUUCAGGCAGAGAACGACAAAAGGGUCAAAAAUCUGCUUACGGCCUUCAGACAUACAGGGUGUAGGUAUUUAACGUUAUUUAUAUUCUAAACAGCUUCAGAGGCUUAAACCUCAGCUGCACCCCUACAGCCAAACGUGGGUCAAGCAACUCCUCCUCCGGGGGGAGCAACAGCGAGGCAAACCCGUGAAUAAAAAUUUUCCCACUUUUGGCGGCCUAGCGGCGUCGAUGUUGCUGCACUCUCUUUUACUAUUACAGUAAAGUCAUGACUAAGCUGACACUAAAUGAAGAAAACAAUGAUUUCAGCAUCUCUUUCUGUGUUUGCAGAAAGUUACCGAGAGUACUUCACAACUCCCUAUUUUGUGUUCAUUCGAGAUACCCUCAGCUACCUGGCGCUGCUUGGUUUGCAUUUUGCUCUUUGUCUUGAGACCUCAAGCAUCCCGUUCAGCGGUUUAGAGUGGAUGAUAUUGGUAUUCUUCUUGGGAAGGAUCUUGAUGGAGAGUCGACAGUUCUUAGGUGUCAAAGAACAUCAGAUGUGGACGCCUGUAACCAAGAAAUCUAAGGGAUCAAAGUCCGACGAAAAGACUAAAGAGAAGAAUCGAAAGGGAUUCACUCAAAUCUCAGGCAAAGAAGAGGAAGAAGAGAAGAAAGAAGAAGGGAAAAAUGAAAAAGAAACGACGCCAACAAAAGUAGACAUUAUUCGACAUAAAUGCAACAAAUAUUUCAGGUAGCAAACCCUACUUUUAUCAUUAACGUAUACCCUGGUCCGACUUUUUAAAUCUGACCAGUGUCACAAAAUGGUCGUGCUAGAUAUCAAAUGGUGUAUUUAAGAAUAUUUUUUCAAGUGUAAUUUACAAGUGUAGCUGCUAUUUUCAAACUCUAAAACAAUAACUACAGUAGGUAUAACUCUAUUCGGUAGUUGAAUUGUCUUUUAGUGUUAAAGAUGCUUAUCUUAAGAAUGAAAAACGGACUGACAAAAAGGUAAAAGAGACCAAAAAGAAAUAAUAACUGUGAACAAAAAUAAAUCGUUAUCUUUUAUUUUAAUCCUGUAGUGAUCGAUGGAACAUUUUGGACUUCAUCACCCUUUUGAACUACACGGUGACCUUUGCACUAAGAGUAGUCACGUGGGCCUUGUCUGAAUCGACCACUGACAAUCGAGCUCUCGUAAUCGCUGGAUAUCUGUACGGUCUUAACACCAUGUUCCUUACGCUUCGAGUGUUUGGCCACGUGUUGGAAACUAUCAAGGGGAUUGGCGACAUUCAGAUCGCUUUGUUUCACAUUAUAGGCGACGUGGUGACCAUCUUCUGGCAGUUUACUGCAACUAUAUUGGCGUUUUCUAUCGCCAUCACAAAAGUGUUUAUGGCAGAAAGAUCAUUCAUUUCUAAAAACACUGGCACCGAAUCGUGAGUACAACAUACAUUUAACGUGAAACAUCUGCUAGCAAGACACUCCCCAGCCCCCAUAAAAAUGCAGGCAAAGUUCUUUUGAUUUGCAGGAAAACAAUAAUUUGUUUAACACCUCUGGUUAAGAAAUGAAGAAAGGACCGGCGAAGGAGUUCCUUUUCCCAUCUUUUGUUUGCUAUUUUGUGCAACUGUUAGGUACCAGUAAAAACAAGGAUCACACAGUACGUGGUCUUCAAAGAGAGAAAACCUUUACAUAUGGCCUGAGAAAACAGCCAUAAUUUCGCGACGCCAACACUGGUUUGCUCGCAAAAUGACGUCGGAGAAAAAAGCGCUGAAAUUCCAUAAAAAAUAACUUGUCACUAUCCAGCCAUCUGGGUAGUGCUUUUGAUUGGUUGAAAAUUUGCUUCAUCGAAUUAAAAGCACUACCCAUGUCUCGGUAGCAGUGACACCUUAUCAAUAUAGAAUUUCUACGCUCCUUUCUCAGACGUCAUUUCGCGAGGUAAUCAGCGGUGGCGUCGCGAUAUAUCGGCUGUUUUUUCAGAGUAUAACCUUCAGUUUUCGCCACUUCUUCUCCCACAACGGGAAACGAGUUUUCAGAUUAUGACUUAACUAUUAGUCGUCAGACGCUUUAUGGAAAUCAACUUUCAAAAUAGAACUGUCAGCCAUCUCAGCAAUUGUUGAAGAGUUGUUUUCCCUAUUACUUGAACUUAAAGAACCUUCUUUUUAGAGAUCCUAAUGUUGUAUGGAAACCAGCUUUAACAGUUUAUAAUUUCCAAUUUUAGUGUUCUACGUCUUUCAUUCGGUUUCUUACAUCGCUAUAUUAUAAAUUCAGGGUUCGUACAUUUGUUCCCUUAUAAAAUUCAAGGACUUUUCAAGGACUUUCAAGGGCCACAAUUUGAAAUUUGAAAGACCCAAUUCAUUACUUUGAACACACGUUCCAAAUAAACUAUGAAUAUAUUCCGGUAAUAAUGGGCUUCUGUUCUUAAAGGUAACCAUUUGUAUGAAAAUUUGUUUGUGAGUCAAUACCUUACUUUCAUUUCCUGAACGCCGAUUUUAUGUUGUUGGCUUAAACUGGUAUUUGCCAAAGUUGUUUAGAGAAUUGAAAAUGUUCCUCAAUUAAAAUUCAAUAUUUGUCCAGGACCAAACCGAAUGAAGGAGAAUUUCAAGGAAUUUCAAGGCCCAAAAAUUCAAGAGUUUUCAAGACGCGCAAGAACCCUGUUUAUUUUGGAAUGUAAAAGUUUUAUAGACGAUCGAACUAACGAGACAAUUUGUGUUGACGGUCAAAUGCAGUAAGAGUUAUUGGAGGAAAUAACCGCCGAAUUUUAUACAGCUAUAUUAUCUCCGCGUACAUUUAAAUGGAAUGGUUACACCUGAUCUUUCUCUUUUGUUCGGUAACAUUUAAACCAGAGAAAUCGAAAGCUUGGUAAACUAAAGAUGCAUCAUUAUCAUUUUGUUUUUCCUUCAUUUUAGUGCCUGCAAAACGGCCAGUGGGUUAGUUUGGUAAGUAAAUUUUUGAUCCUUUGUCAGUGGCAUAUUACAAGACACGUAAAAAAAGCUAUUUUAUUGUUAUAUUUCACGCACUUUUUCAUUUUUAUUGUCAUGGGCGUUUGAUUGAAAUUUCCUGGUAAAAGCGAAUGAACGCGUUUUUUCUUAGCCUUAAGUUUGUUCGGAAAAAAAUAAGCCAUCUCCUGAUUCUUCUUAAUUUCUAGCGAUUUAUGGAUAUUGAAAUUAUCGUUAGAAAGAAGUUCCCCUUACUCACUUGGGCCAUCACGAUGCCUUUGUAUAGGGCUGCAACUUCAAGACCGCGGUGUUGAAAUUCUGGAGCUUUAUGAUUUAUUUAUUAUUGACUCUUCAUAAGUUACAAAUUACAAAUUAAAUUAAAUUAAACGAAUAUAUACACACAAACAUCCUCUGCUCGCAAAGAGCUUGGCUAAUAGAGGUGGACAGAGGAAAACAUAUAGUAAUGUAUAACUAGGAUGAAAUUAAGAAGAGGAAAGGAAAAGGAAGAAAAAUCUAUAUAAACGGCACAAGAAGAUGGACUGAAGUUAUUACAACACGAUGUUACAAAAUAUACAAACUUAUUUUACAUUACAUGUAAUCUUGCUCAGUUUUAAUUAUUAAUUAAAGUAGGUGUGUCAACAUAAUUAUCCUGAAUUGGAUGAAUUCACUAAAGAAAAAAAGGUACAAAGAUGGCUCUGAAAGCUUGUUACUCGGCUCCAAAAAUAAACAUUUUGUAAGAUACUGUUUUGUUAUCAUCCAUCAGUUGGUGGAGCGUGGUGAAGCAUCUUUCUUGGUCUUUUCUUGGAAUAGCGGAGCUGGACCCUUUAGAAUCAGUGGACAGCGCAUCAGUCACUAUCGCACACUUCCUCUUUGCAGCCUUUCUUAUCAUGGGAGUCAUCCUUCUCGUCAAUAUGAUGAUAGCCCUACUGUCUAACACUUACCAACGAGUGAAGGUAAGGUCGACCGAAGAUCAUCUUUUGAAAUCUUUGAGACAUUUUCUCACACAUUUGUCCUCGAAAGAAGAAUAUUUCUAAUGCACGCAGCAAAAUAGAACAUGUCGGGCACAUGGUCUCAGCUUCAAUCGGAGACAGAUAUUAUAGACAGUCGUACUACUAAUUAUAGGGAGCCAGGGUGGCUUGGUGGCAACCAGAGUCACCAUGUCUGAAAGAUACUCAAUCACUAAUCUUUCCUAGUUAAAGGAGUUCUACCGUCCUCUUUUAACUCCGCGUCUCGAUUUCAAGUCCUCCUCUAACCAAGAUUAGACUCGAGCAGUCUCUCUUUUUCUUCAGAUUUAGCAAGAGGAGUGCUCACGCGAGAAACGAGGGCGAGCCCUAGAAGAAAAAAGGAGCGACUGCUUCUAUAGCCAGCGCACAUCGUUGUCCUCGCUUUUUUUGCGCCUCUCCCGUUUCGUGCCUUCCACCACGUGCGUGGUCAUUUUCGUGUCUCAAGCGUUUCACUCGACGGACUAAGAAAAAAGAGAGACUACUUGUAGUCUAACCAAUUAAGAUGGGAUAUGAGUCUUAUUAUGUCCUAAUUCAGGUAAUUGGAUUGUCUGUAUGAUUAUUUGUGCGGAGUAUCUAUAAACUAGAUGGAGUAGCUGAAUGUACUUAUAUAAUCAAAGUAUUUACCUUUUUAUGCCGUUUGGCAUUUGCUUUAAAAGUAAAUCAUCGUUUUUUCAUUUGGCAUAAAUUCAAGUUUUAUAUCCUUCUCGGAAUGAAUGUAGGAUGAAUGUAGGAUGAUUGCUUGUUCUUAGCUUGUUCUGCUAUGUUGCGGGAAGGGAUUAUGGUGAAAUCUACCGUCGUGUGUUAACAAUUAUUCUUUGAAGCAGCAGCUUAUUAAGAUAAUCGUUUUCUCUCGUUUUUUAAGGAUAACUCCAUGAAAGAAUGGUCGUUCAAGAAAGCCAUUACCAUCCAGACAUACAGGGCAUAUCAUCCAAUACCUGUGCCACUUAACCUUAUAUCCAAUUCAUUUCUGUGGAUAAAACGGUUGUAUCUUCUCUGUUCGAGGCGCUGCUGCGACAGACAACAGGAUAAUAACAGUUUCAGUAGUCGAGUGAGUAACUUUUAACAAGGACUGUGCCAUUUAUACAAACCACCCCGGUAAAAAUGUUGUGCAUUUACGUAAAACUAUACAAUUUGACAUAGUUGUUAAAAACCCGCUACGAAGCUUUUCCAAAUCAGCUGAACAGAGUCAGAACAGAGUGGUAAAAUUACAUCGCCACAAAUCCCAGUCCAUUAUUAUCUGAAGCUUCCCAAACGGAAUGGGGCGAACCAUUCAAUUUUUUCAACCGGAAUUUCCGGUUAUCCCAUGUAAAUGGUAGUACCCUAGGUCAUGCCAAACAUCUUCAUUGCCUAAUGGACAAAAAAGUGAUAUUCAGUCAAAACUAGUUAACCCGAGAUUCCGCCCUUAAAAUGUUAUAUUUAUCCCUAAGAAGUUUUGAGGCUUUGGCGAAGUAGUUUUGCCCACUUACUUUGCCAGCCUUACUUGUAUAUAUAUUUAUUUUGUUUCUCUGAACAACAGAAGGAUCACUUACCGCAUCAUUAAGAAAACAAUCCUCGAACACGAUAAUCUUGAUUCAACCGUGCUUCCAACCUUAGUACCUGCAUCUUUCAUAUCAGAACUCCUGGUUUAUUUAUUUUAGAAUUCCCUGGAGAAAAAAGGAAAUACUUUGAAUGAAGUUGUGGAAAAACUACAGAAUGCGUACCUUUCCAGUUAUGGCUACUCAUUUCCUCUGACAGGUAAAAAUGCUGUUUUAGUACGUAUGGUCCUCAACAGCUUUCCGCCAACAGAUCCUGACUAAUGCUCAUCUUCGUUGAUUUAUUUUUACCAGUUUCUUCGAAAAUGCCUUGUGAGUCGGCUUUCAUUUACGCAAUAUGGCCCAAUCAUUAAUUUCAGUCGCUUUACAUUCUAAUUACCUUUUUUUUAAGCUUUGUAGUAUGCAGGUUCUCUCUUUGCUCAAACGUUAUGUCUGCGGCAGCAAAUUAAGCACCUUUAUUUUGUUAUUUGCUAUUAAGAUGAAAGAAAAAUGGACUACGUUCUUCAAGAAACUGAGCGAAACAGGCAAAUGGUAAAUCAGAUAGCUUACAAAACAUUUGCAGCAACUGGAGUAAAUGAUUCCAUUUUUCCCGCUGGUCCAGAGGUAUGCUUUCAUCUCAUAAUGGUCAUGAAUUUUAUGAUGUUUUUUCGUUGUAAAAUUGGGUUGCUCUUAUUUCUUUUCUUACCAGAUUUUGUUAACUUUCACCGCACAAGUUUACGUACAGUCACACUUACUAUGCAAAAAACUUUAAACCACAAAAGUUUAGCCCACACAGAAUUUACAUAGGUAAUCAAACGACCUCAAGAUCAAUUUGGAAUUUUAAAAAAGUAUCGAAAUUUGAGGUUUCUGAAAAACUCACCAGUGCAAAUAAAUUCAGUCCAAGUUGAACGAGAAAAGUCGUAUGAUUACCCUUUAAUACUAUGCGGUUAAUGAACUUAACCUCGUCCCAUUGCGGAUAAUGCCUGGUCUUAUUGGAAAAAGCUAAAGUUUGAGUUCGUGAAAGCCGUAUAUCUCUACCGCGCGUGUUCCUUAAUCCGUUCAUGCAUGCACCUUCCCGUUUCGCCAAUAUAUACUUUACCGCAUUUACAAGGAAUCUUAUACACUACGCCAUCUUGUUCUCGUAGAUCAACAGCAUCCUUAGGUCGUACUAAAACAUAAGUGUGAUCUCAGUUUUGUGUCGGACCUGAAAACAGAUCGUAUGCCGUGCUGUUGUAAGCAACGAAGAAGUGGUUCAGAUAACCCUUUGAUGUAUGACAGAACCGAUGUAGAUUUGAUUUCGGCUGUGGGUUCUUUAUUAGAUGCCAAACUUCAAGGUGUCUGCCAGCAGAUUGCGGCACCUGAUUGGUCCUUAAAUUAUUUUUUAGCCAAUCACAGUGUUUCUUUCUCUGAGAUAUUUGCAUUUUAUUUCCUUUUUUUCAGUGCAUUAUGUUUCCUCGUUUUCCGCUGUUGUUUUCUAAAAACCUCAUAUUUGCUCUUUGCCAAUCUUGCAUAUUCAAGAAAUUUUUCAAUGUACAUUAUUAAGUACUUAAUAACUCCCCCAUUACGUAAAUAAUGUAGUUUUGGGCUGACCGAUUUUAAUAGAUAAACGCUUCUUCCAGGCCUGGCAAAAAAAGGGAAUUAGAAUCCAAGGAUGCCUUUUAAUUUGUGAAGGGAGCAAACUUUGCGACACAUGCAAAGAUAUUAACUAUCCAGCUGAAUAUCACGGUGCAAGAUACAAGAUCCCUUUUUCUCCCGACUCGCCCCAUUUUGAGGUAUGUCGUAUUUAAGUAAGCCAGGAAAAGUAGUUUUUCAAAAGAAUGAAUACAAUUUUUAACUGACAAAAAUUGUAGCUGAAAUAUAGAUUCUGAUCGUUUAAAUAUUAUUUCAACUUGCAAAAGAUUUGUGGCUGUGAAUUUACCACCCAGAAAGCGUUAGUAUUUUUUCCAACCAUUUGUUGCUCACAUCUAUUUAUCUAGGUUCUUAUUCAGGAAACUGGAAAAAGGCGGCUUUUAGGAUUGGGUGUUGUUGAUGAAGAUUAUGGAAAUCACGCCCUGCCGGGUUGGCUAAGGGGAUCCGUGGGAUAUCACAUUGAUGAGGGAAAAAUAUUUGAUGCAACCAACCCUACAAAGGGAAGAGAGUAUGAAGGUAACGGAAAAGAGCUGAAGAAAAUUAACUUGGAGGAUAACUAAUCCUUUCAGUUUUUGAGUCAAUUAUGGAGACUUCAGGGAAUUUCUACGUAAAAACUUCUAUUGUAUGACAAGACCAAUGAAAUUUCAUUCUUCCAUAUGUUAUAAAUUUUUCCAAAUGAGAUUUGCAAAGGAGAACGAUUUAAUGAUCAUCAUCUCACAAGAGUGAGGUUGCCAAAAAAUCGCGAGUCCCAAGGAAAAGAUUUUACCUCGUGCGCCAAUUGAUACUACAUGUGAGAUUGAGCGCGUGACCAACACACCGCAUAAGCAAUCAGCAAACCGUACGAGGAAGUCGGUUAUUUUAACAAAGGAAAUUCAACUUAUCCAAGCAGCGCUCAUGGCGUAGGAAACGACUCCUCCUUCACCGAUCCUGUAACAGAAGAAGACAACUUGCAAUCCUUUUAUUCCCGGCCCCGGACGGCCGACUUUAGAGACAAGAAGGAACACAUCUAGCAAGAGGGCUAAGACGAAUCAAGAUGGCGCUCCCGCUGCAACAGACGCAAAGACCGAACAAGCAGUCACACGUAAAGUCAAAGACUUAACAAAAUCACGAAACCCAACAGAGAAAGACGCACUUCGACAAAGGGCUCUUCUGUAAAUCAAAUCGGUUCAAAUACCGACGAAUUAAUGGCAAAAUUGCUAGGAAUGAUACAAACAGUCUUUCAACAAAAAGCGAGUGGACAGUCAAAAUUGAAUGCACCGCUGGAAUCCAUGGGAGAAAAACUUAACUCCCAAAACGAAACAUUGCUAACGGGAGAACCGUUCAUCACCUUCUUUAGAUGGUGAUUUUUCUUACAGAGUUGAUGAGCUUGUAAUUAAAGGACCUGACAAUGAGGGUCACUCUCAAGCAAGCUUCAGACAUUCGCAUGUCCUCAUGGAGAGCAUCCACACAAAAACAACAUGGUCCCUUCAUCAAACAAUGGUUGGAAUUUCUACUGACAGGAACAGGAAUCGCAGCUCACCCACUUUGGGAACUGUAAUUGAUUUCUUAACGUCUCUGUUUACCAAAGGUCUGGGUUAUAGUUGCAUUAAUACAGCCAGGUCUGCAUUAUCGUUCGUUAUGUAUACAGACUAAACAUUCUGUAAUUGUUCGAUUCAUCAAGGUGUGUCUGAGAAUCGCCCUGCUCUUCCAAGGAACAAAAUUGUGCGGCAUAUUGUUACCUGUGGCUCGAUUGUCCCUUAAAAGCCUUUCACUCAAAACUGUUACACUGGUGGCUCUAGUUAAUGCCCAAGGUUGACAGACUAUACAUAUGUUGAGUUUAAACACACCAAACCAAGAAGUCAUCAAGAAGCAUUGGAGUUUGCUGCUUACCCAGAGGACCUUAAUCUUCGCAUUGUUACCACUAUUGGUACUUAUAUCAAGAGGACUCAAGGGAAUUCAGGCAAAAUCAAAGUGCUCUGUUUAUCCACUUUACUAAACCACACAAAGUAGUGAGUAAAUCUACUAUUGCACGGUGGGUUAAGACCGCCUUGCAAAAUGUAGGUGUUGAUAUGGCUAUGCUCACACCGCGCAGCACCCGUGCUGCAUCCACAAGUAAAAUUGAUACCUUAGUCCCUUUAGAUAUCCAUCUUCUACCCACCGAUACGGCAUCACCAACAUACAUCUAUUGUCCUUUCGCCUUUUUUUAAAGCAUGCAGUUUGCUAGUCACGUGCUCAAUCUCACGUAAUCCCGAUAUAUCUCUACUGGAUCGAUAGACUUACAAUCAAACUUUAACUUAGGGUAAGUCUUGUUUAAUUUUUAAUUAGCAUACGUUUUAGGUAUGGCCUUCCAAGGACGGGCUGGUUCUAUCCACUGAAGAGCGGGGAAAUUAGACAGGUUUAUUCCUUAACACGCAUUCAGCAACUGUCGAAAGCGCACUACACUCAACUCCCUUUAUAGCGGACACUGUAGGGACCUUGAGUUAGUGCCUUUAUUUGCGAGAGUCCGUAUCAGCGGAAGUUUAUUUCAGUCAAACGUUUGUAAUUUGUUUUUACCGGAAAUUUAGCUACGGAGUCCGUUUUAUCGGGAUAUCUGUUAUAGCGGGGUGUCCGCAAGGCGAGAGUUGACUGUACACAAAAAGUUUAAACUGGAAUGCUGCAACAACAUGCAACAAGGUAACGGGCGGACGCAACAUACAACUUCCCACAAUGUUAGGAGUUGUUGGCCAACAACGUUAAGUCCGUUGGAACGGGGCUCAACAUUACAAAUACGGAGGUCUAAUUAACAUAAGCUUUAUAGCGCUUCAUAAUUCCUUUAGGUCUCUUCGCCAUUGUCUUGUUUAUAUUAUUUGGAUUGUAGCAAAAGAAAACAAACAAACAAACAAACAAACAAAAUAGAAUAAACUCGAAGGGUAAAGAGUAAACUUCAAGCGUUUCCCACGUAGUGAUAUGACUUUUGCUGUUUGGUUUACUAGACAUCGUUGUUUGGCCAAGUAAUUAAACUUAUUUUCCAAAUUUUCUUGCAGGCGCCAUGGCCUACAGAGGGGACUUGAUUGGCUGCACAGUCAAGUUUGAAUUGGCAAAAGAUAGUAAAGUUCCAAUCGUGUUUUAUUUAAACGGAAGGCAGAUCACUGAGAAAGAGAUAUUAAUGAAGUACACUCACAAUGGGAAAUUGUAUCCCUACAUUGGUAUGGGACACACAGGAUUAAGAGUGCUGGCAAAGGUUAGCGUGUUCAUUUUCAUUUUCAUUUUAUCUUUCUAUAAAGUAACCAUGUUUGCCUAAAUAAAUCGCAUCUGCGCGAAUUUAACAAGGAAAUUCACCACCACUUUGUCAUUACCUCUUUUCAGAUAUUAGUCAGUUUUUUUCGCUUUCCUUUGCCAAUACCCUGCUAUAACCCACCGGAUGUUGCCACAUCAAUGAUGACGAUAAUCUUACACCCUUUGCCAGUUCUCUGUUCUUCUUCUAUGUCUAGUUUUCUGACACUCGGUUAAAAUUUAAACCAAACUAUCAUGUGCUGGCUGGAGUAUGUCAAUGGGGGUGCAUUAUAUUGAACCCUCCGUGAACCCUCUAGGACUUAUCUAUCCUUCGUGAUUUUCGACGGACUCGACAUAACCGGCAGAAGCAAAUAAUCGUCGCUUUUCUCGUCUUUACCCUAGCCCCUGCCACUCUUUUCCUAGCCAUAUGAACCAUUGACUAUAUAGAUGCGGAUUUUUGCCCUCACCUUUGCUGGGUAGGGCCUCGUUUUAUGGGCUGUAAUUAAUAUUGAUUUGAAACGAUUAAAAGCGGCUAAGUUUAUCCAAAAAGAAAUUGGAGUUUUUUGAUUCAUUAAACGCCAUUGCCAGAAAACAGAGCAAGCCCCAAACAAUUCUGUUUCUUGCUGUUUAUAUUUUUUGGGGAGGGGAAGGAUUAUUCAUCAUCAUCAUCAUCAUGGGUUCCAGAGUAGUGCUCAGUAAGAACCCUUCUUAAAGUAAGCGCUUUUCCAAGAAGUUCUCAGUCUUCAGAUUUCCUGCAGGUUGACAUCUUCUGGUUUGUCACUGAAUCAGCGGCCUUUCCUAAUGACCCCUAAUGCGCCUGUGGCGACAGGGAUUCCUUUCGUUUUCAUUUACACUAUUCAUGCCAUACCUGUUUCUAGGUCUUUGUAUUUCGACAGCUUUUUUUAAACCCUUGAUGGAAGUCUUUCUAUCAGAUAUUGCACCCGCAUUUAUGGGAAUACACUUUUUCUCAUGUCUGUUCUUGACUAGGAUGUACAGGUCCUUCAUCGGAUACUUCCCUAUCUGCAUGAAUGGGCAAAUCAUACAGGAUGAUAUAAUUAGAACAUAAUUAUGUUGCUACCUUGAUCUAGUGGACUUGAGCCACUGGUUUGUUAUCUUCAUAUGCACUUCAUUUUACAUCGCUGAGAGUACUUUCCAGGCGAAGCAACUUCCCAUCAGGUUUCAUAUAUUUUUCUGGUUCUGACCUUCAGCAGCGUGUCUUGAUUUUCUUUGCAUACAAUGAUGAUGCCCUACGACGUUUAGAUGAACCUUGAGCAUAAGGGUUUAAAUUGACAUUUAAAUUUACCAAUUUGGGGGGGGAAAGAGAAAAUUUUUCCCGCUUUCAUGUUGCUGAAAUAUUGAUUUGUGCGGAAUAAUAAAUUUUCACUAUUCAACCUCUUUUAAAAGGUUGUUCAGUUAUUAUGCCACUGGAACGCCAUACAGGGAAGGCAGGUAAUAGCACUGAAAAUCAAUAAUUAAAGAAGUUUAUGUUUGUUUUAAUUUAGAUGACUUCUCGUCACGAUGUGGACAAAAUCGUGAGGAUCCCUCAAUUGAAAGAUAGAGAUCAACUUCAGAGUGAAGAGUUUGACUCGAUAUUGGACACCUUGGAAGGAAUCGAAAACAAGUUUUACUUGUCCUUUCAGCGAAUGAAUGAUGCUUUUCGACUUUUAAGCAGAGAAAUGGAUGAGGGUACUGAAACCGAAGAAGUCAUCGUGGUCUCAACAGAGUUGGUGGUUGAAAGUUCCCCAGAUCAGAUGGUCCUAGAAGAGACAAAGGAGCUGUGCGAAAGAGACAACCAGAAGCGAAAAAACGUUGAAUUAUCUUUUGACAGAGAAAUAGAUCAAGAAACCAUUGUGCCAACAACAUCGUCGGGGACAGAAUGUUCCUUAGAUCAUAUUGGCCUAGAAGAUACAGUUGACCUGUGUGAGAGGGACAACCAGAAGCGAAAAAAUAUUGAAUCGUCAUUUGAAACGAAGACUACGGUUGUGAAGAGUGUAGAAAUAGAACACGCAGGAAAAAUGAACAUACAGAAGCCGACAAAGGUUGCAAGAAGAGAAAUAGAGGAGAAAAUAGUCCAGCUGGAACGAAUGAUGGAUAGAAAAUUUUACCAAAUAUUGAACGCUUUUCAGCAAACAAUAGAAAAGGCCCAGCAACAGGAUAAAAUGUAA